AUGUCCUCCGUGUGCCCGUUCAGCCCUCUGACGGUCGCGCUGCUAGUGCUGCUGGUGCCGCUCGGGGUCGACGUGGCAAAGGAGGCCCCAGGGUUGCUGGCGCGCCCCCAAUCCAGUGCCAAGGCGAUCGGAAAGCAGCAGGCGCAGGCCUUUGCGGCGAUGUCUGAAGAGCACUACGCCACAGCUUGUACCCUGCUCACGGCAGCGCAGCGUGCUCAAGUGGCGCACGAGCGUGCACAACAGUCGGGUGACCCACGCGCCGUGUCUCGAGCCGCUCAGGAGGAACAUGGGCAACUCAAGUCAAAGUUGGGGGCUUUGGGCGCCAUGCUCGAGAAGGCAGCGCACAUCCUCAAGACGCAGCUCCAGCGGGUGGUCGAGCUCAGGUUGCAGCAGAAGUCGCUGCUCGACCAGGAGAGACUCGCGGCCGAGAAGUCACAUCAGGCGUGGACUCAGAUCGCGGGUGCAAGGUCGGAAGCGGCGGCCACUGAGGACACGCCUGAGAAGUUGCUCUUCCAACGGUUCGACGCGCUCGACCCCCGCCCGCCGCGCAGUUCAACAUGCUGCUCACAGCCAAGGCUCAGGCUGAGAGCCAGCGGGCAGCUCAACGUGCCGCGUCUGCUCCCCCCCAUCCGCGCUGCUCCAGCGCCUGAUGACGGCGGUCGCGAGCUGCCUGUGGGGGAGUGUGAGGAGAUGCCCGGCGGCGACGACAGCUUCGAUGCCUCGUGGGCUGACGCCGACAAUAUGCAGCAGGCUGCGCUCGCUACCCUGGGCGACGCCGACAUGGCCAAGGACGUCGCCGCGGCGAACGGUGUCCAGCAGGAGCAGGUCGCGAACAUCAUCGACGGCGUGGUGGCGACUGCGGCCAGCGCCUCCGCGCCUGAGGCCAGGCGCGAUGGCUCUCGCUCUCCUCGUUUGGCAGAGCGCGAGCGCAGGCCGUCCAUUUAG
Molecule: messenger RNA, 945 nt
Organism: Prorocentrum cordatum
Lineage: Eukaryota; Dinophyceae; Prorocentrales; Prorocentraceae
Source: the annotation of a GenBank genome assembly